GGCAGUAGUGUGCAGAAAUGGCCGAACAUGGCGUCAGGUGCCAGAGUCCGCGUUGAGGAACGCAUUAAGAUAAACAUUGGAGAGGCAAAAAAUCUGCCAUCACGCAGCCAUGGAUCAGUGGGAAGCAGAGAUGUGUUCUGUACUGUGAAUUUGGAUCAGGAACAGAUUCAUCGGACUAAUACAGUCGAGAAGACCCUGAACCCAUUCUUUGGUGACGAAUACAACUUUGACAUUCCAAGAAAGUUCCGUUGGCUGUGUUUCUACAUUUAUGAUAGAGAACGAAGUGGGAAACAAGAUAAGGUUCUGGGCAAAGUUGCUGUGAAGAAGGAAGAUCUUCACAAGUAUUAUGGCAAGGACCACUGGUUUGAAAUUUUGCCAGUUGAUUGUGACUCAGAGGUGCAGGGUGAGGUUCACCUGGAGAUCCGGUUGGAGUCGAUACAGAAGUCUGAAGGUGCUCCCACUCAGACCCGGCUAAGCGUCAGGGUCAUUGAGUGCAACGGACUCACGAAAAGCAACGGAGCGUGCGAUCCUCACGUGAACGUCUCCCUCUGGUGCGAAAAUGAGAAGCUCGACUCGAAACGCACUCGGAAGAAGACAAAGACCACCUGCCCCAAAUUCGACGAAACCUUUUACUUUGAGAUGGCACAGCGGCCGAGCGAGAUCACGGCCGACUCGCUGGCGGCCAUGCAGCUGCGCGUCACCGUCUGGCACGAGUCGACCGGCAUCUUCGGCAACCUGUUCCUGGGCGAGGUGCGCAUCACGCUGACGGGCGAGGCCGGCCUCAAGCUGAACCCGCACGACCCCGGCUACGACACCUGGUACUUCCUGCAGCCGCGCGAGAACAACCGCGUGAUCGCGCACGACCUCGGCUCGCUGCGGGUCAAGCUGCAGUACACCUCAGACCAGGUCAUCAGCUCGAAGCACUACGACCAGCUUCUGAACCUGAUCCUGCAGAGCCCCGGCGUCCAGCCGGUAACCUGCAGCGCUGUCUACAUCCUGGGCGAGGUGGCCGCCAACAAGCAGGAGGCGGCUGAGCCGCUGGUCCGGAUCUUCCUGCAUCAUGGCAAGAUUGUGUCUCUCAUUGAGUCGCUUGCCGAGUGGGAGAUCGCCCAUGAAACCCACUUGAACACCAUCUUCCGCGGCAACACACUCGUCUCCAAGUGCAUGGACGAGCUGAUGAAGCUGGCCGGCCUGCACUACCUGCACACGGUGCUGAAGCCGGUGGUGGAGCGGAUCGCGCAGGAGAAGAAGCCAUGCGAGGUGGACCCGGGCAAGAUCGGCGACGCCGAGCGGAUCGACGCCAACCUGUCCAACCUCAAGGACUACAUCCGCGAGACGUUCGCGGCCAUCAUCAACUCGGCCUACCAGUGUCCCUCGAUCAUGUGCCGCGUCUUCUUCGCGCUCAAGCGCCAGGCCAAGCUGCGGUUCCCAGACAACCAGGAGGUGCAGUACUGCGUGCUGUCCGGCUUCGUGUUCCUGCGCUUCUUCGCUCCGGCCCUGCUCAGUCCGAAGCUGUUCGAUCUCACUCAGGAGCAGCUGGACCCUCAGACGAGUCGGACGCUGAAGCUCAUCUCCAAGACCAUCAACAGCCUGGGCAGCUGCGUCGGCUCCCGCAGCGCCGUAACGUUCAAGGAGGAGUACAUGACGCCGGUCAACCAGGACUUCUUCAACGAUAGCUACCUGCAGAAGCUGCGGCUGUUCCUGGACGUGAUAUCGACGGAGUCGGCUCCCCACCAGGCCCUGGAUUCGCCGAUCAUACUCAAGGAGGGGGUGCUGGUGAAGCGGGCUAUGGGCCGCCGGCUCAUGGGUCUGAAGAACUUCCGACAGCGCUACUUCUGCCUCACCACGCGCAGCCUGACGUACGCGGCCCACAAGGGACAACGGCCCCUGCACGAGAUCCCCGUGGACAACAUCCGGACCGUGGAGCUGGUGGAUGAGGCGCAGUUCAAGAAGAAGAACAUGUUCAAGCUGGUGCAGCCGGACAAGGAUCUGUACAUACAGGCCAACAACUGCGUCGACCAGAAGGCCUGGGUGGACAUCUUGUCCAAGGUGUGCGCGCACAACCAGGACAAGACGGACCAGUUCCACCCUGGCCAGUUCCGGGACAAUAUCUGGACCUGCUGCCGGACGCCGACCAAGAACGCCAUCGGCUGCGCGCCGGUGACGGCCGAUAAGCUGCACGCCGAGAUCAAGCUGGCCGCCGACAGCGACCGCGAGAUGGAGCGGGUGUACGCCUUGUUCGCCGCUAAUCUUGACGAGCUCGGCAAGCUCAAGGACGAGUACGCCUGUAAGGCCGUGUACUUGGGCGACCCCGACUACGAGAUCCAGGACACGGAGGUGGGCUACAAGACCAUCAACAGCAUCGUGUCGGCGGUGAUCUCGCUGGAGCAGGAGCACCGCGACCACAGCCGCAGCCUGGCACGGGGCAUCCGCUACGGCUCCCGGAUGGCCCCGAUCGGUGACGACAACUACCUGCAGCUGCGGGCAGCGGCCGCCUCCGACUCAGCGCCACACCAGCGUCGCUUCCGGGUCAGCGGCAACUGCGAGCAGGAAUUUGUGCGUUGA
Pollicipes pollicipes is the source of this 2565-nucleotide messenger RNA. RefSeq names its product ras GTPase-activating protein 3. The coding region runs from base 28 to 2565 and encodes 845 amino acids. Gene Ontology annotation, biological process: intracellular signal transduction; regulation of GTPase activity. The transcript has 20 exons. NCBI's taxonomy places the organism in Eukaryota, Metazoa, Arthropoda, Thecostraca, Pollicipedomorpha, Pollicipedidae. The record is from RefSeq and is a predicted model, not a curated record.